Molecule: messenger RNA, 1486 nt
Organism: Dendrobium catenatum
Lineage: Eukaryota; Viridiplantae; Streptophyta; Magnoliopsida; Asparagales; Orchidaceae
Product: porphobilinogen deaminase, chloroplastic
Exons: 5
Coding region: 108-1217 (369 amino acids)
Biological process (GO): heme biosynthetic process
Cellular component (GO): cytoplasm
Molecular function (GO): hydroxymethylbilane synthase activity
Source: RefSeq, a predicted model, not a curated record
UAUCUGUUAAAAUAAACGUUGUACGAUCUAUCCCCUAUCUAAACUAGUCCAAAACCCCCCGCCAAUCUGUUAACCCCAAUCCCUUCCAGCUGCGCACUGGAUGAGCCAUGGCGAACGUCUUCACCAUGAGAUCCGCAAUCCAGCACCCUUUGCUCUCCUCGUCGGCCAACUUCAGGCCUUCUCACCCGACUCUGUCUAUAAGGUCGCAGCCGGCCCGACCUCGCCGCAGGAAUGCCGCGGCCAUCAGAAAUGCCCUAGUCAUUGAGCAGGAGGUCGAUGCAAAAGUCUCCCUUGUGAGAAUCGGCACCAGGGGGAGUCCAUUAGCGCUUGCCCAAGCUUUUGAGACUCGAGACAAACUUAUGGCAACACACUCGGAGCUAGCUGAAGAGGGAGCUAUAGAAAUAAUAAUAAUUAAAACCACAGGUGAUAAAAUCCUUGAUCAACCACUAGCUGACAUAGGUGGUAAAGGUUUAUUCACAAAAGAGAUAGACGAGGCCCUUUUGGAGGGUAAGAUUGACAUAGCUGUACAUUCGAUGAAGGACGUUCCAACUUAUCUUCCUGAUGGGAUGAUAUUACCAUGCAACCUUCCUCGAGAAGAUGUAAGAGAUGCGUUUAUAUCUCUGACUGCAAAAUCACUUGCGGACCUUCAACCUGGAAGUGUUGUUGGAAGUGCUUCUCUAAGGAGACAAUCUCAAAUUCUCUACAGAUAUCCAAACCUCAAAGUUGUUAAUUUCCGUGGCAAUGUUCAAACAAGGUUGAGGAAACUUGAUGAAGGGGAGGUUCAAGCAACAUUAUUGGCAUUGGCAGGUCUCAAACGGUUAAAUAUGACCGAGAAUGUCACAGAAAUAUUAUCUAUAGAAGAAAUGCUCCCAGCAAUCGCUCAAGGCGCUAUUGGGAUAGCUUGUAGAAGCAAUGAUGAUACGAUGGUUAAUUACUUAGCUCACUUAAAUCAUGAAGAAACAAGACUAGCCGUUGCUUGUGAAAGGGCAUUUCUGGAGACUUUAGAUGGCUCCUGUCGAACUCCAAUUGCAGGCUAUGCGCAUAGAGAUGAAGAUGGAAACUGUCUUUUUAGAGGUUUGGUGGCUUCUCCUGAUGGAACUCGAGUUCUGGAGACUUCAAGGAAAGGGCUUUAUGCUCUUGAUGACAUGGUUGCCAUGGGUGAAGAUGCUGGAAAGGAAUUGAUCUCCAAGGCUGGGUCAGGCUUCUUUGAUUGGUAAUGGCUUUUCAGAGCUGAAUUGGCAGUUCUUCGGCUUUGCUUUCAAAAAUAUCCAUUCAAGGAUAUUUUUUAUUAGGCUCUAAGGAGUUGAGAUUUAUUGUUGUAACUGUUCUAUUGUGUUUCUAAUGUUUUUAGCUUUUUUUUUUUUUUAUAAAUUUUGUUUCAAGCCCAGAUCCUAACUAUGUAUGAUUCUGUGAAAAUAUGUUGCAUCUUGUUUGAAGCUUUAACUGUAUCGGCGGUUCUGUGCUAAAUAACUUCAGUUGAGAUUUA